CUGAACCAUCCAGAAAACGGAACCCUAAUCUGAGGUCACUGAAGACAAGAAAUGUGCUCUCUUUCGAUUAGAAAGCCACCAAAUUCAUCCUUCGUCUUCCCAAAAUUCGCUCCUUUACUUGUACGACAUCGUUUCACCCUCCCAUUACUCAAACCGCGGAGUGUCCGCGUCGUCGCUUCUCUCUCCGGUGCCUCAUGGGUCUCUCAAGCUUCCAAAGACAAAUACGGCGGCUGGUCUCUUAUUCAAGACGACCCUCCUCUUCCUCACUCGAAAAAGUGGAGGAACGUUGUAAUCACUGGUGUUGGAUCAUCACUCGCUCUUCUGUUAGCUACUCUUGCUUACUUCUCAGUCUCCAGAAAAGGGUUUAGGUUCUGCUUUAGCAAUCCGUUGCAUUGUUCAAGUGUGGAUUUGAAUCAGAAUGAGAAUGAGACUGAAGAGAGUGUUCAGAAGACUUCUGCCUCUGAGUCAGUCACUGAAGGCGUUGACUAUGUUUCAGAUACUGUUGACACUUCAUCAUCAACGGUAAAAGCUCACCGUAUCACCACUCCGGUUUCAGUAGAUGCUGCUCAACAAGAAGCAAUAACAGUUUUAAAGAAACUAAAGAUAAUUGAAGAUGAUGUAGUGGCAGACGAGUUGUGCACCAGACGAGAGUAUGCUAGAUGGCUAGUUCGUUUAACUUCGUUACUAGAGAGAAAUCCAAAGCACAGGAUUGUGCCAGCAGUUGCUUUAGCUGGCUCUUCAGUUCCUGCAUUUGAAGAUGUGAAUAUUACAGACCCUGACUUCGAGUACAUUCAAGCCUUGGCAGAGGCAGGCAUUACAUCCAGCAAGCUAUCCGGAAACGACAUUAGUUUUCAUCCUGAAAAUUUUGUUUCCCGGCUCGAUUUGGUUAACUGGAAAGCUGAAUUAGAGUGUGAUUUACAUCCUGAAAUCAUGCAAGAGAUAUCAAGGACAAAGGUAGACUAUAUCGAUACAAAGGAUCUCAAUCCUGACAUGUCCCUCGGCUUCUACUUGGACUUCUUGAUGGGAGACAAGAGUACAAUCAGAAACGUUUUCGGUAGGAUCAAGCGGUUUCAGCCGAGUAGACCUGUCACAAAAGCACAAGCGGCUGUAGCAUUAACAACCGGUAAAAUGGCGAAAGCUAUUUCAGAAGAGCUGUCAAGGUUAGAAGCAGAGUCCUUCUCCCAGAAAGCUGAGAUGGAAGAAAUAAGAUCAGAGUUGCUUGAAAAGGGAGAGAUAAGGCAACUUUGGGAUGAGAAGCUUCAGGUAGAGAGAUUCAGAGGAGUUGAGAUGGAAGAGCUCUAUCUCUCCAGGGUUGAUGAACUAGAACAAGAAAAGGUUUCUCAGCUGAAGUGGUUUGCGGAGCGUUUGAAAGAGAAAGCAGCCAUAGAUUGUCAAAAACAGUUGGUUACUAGCUUGAGAGAAGAUAUUGAUGAGAUGUCUCAGAGGCUAACAACGGAUGAAUCUGUUUAUAUGGUUGAGCAUAGCGAGUUACAAAAGAUGCUGAGUGAGUUACAGUCCAAACUUGAAACGGUGCUUGAUAAAAGAUCUAUCCUUGAAGCUGAAGUUGAGGCUCUUCGGAUUCUCAGAACUUGGGUAGAGGAUGAAGCAAAGGCAAGCCAAGCAAGGGCCAAGGUUCUAGAGGAAGCGGGAAGAAGAUGGAAAUGGAACGACCAUUCUUGAAUCUUGAGAUUGUACAAAACAGAAAUGUGUUGGGUGAUUGAUUGUUAUAUGAGUGUUGCAAAUCUAAAAUCAAGAACUUUGGUUUUGUUGGUUUAUUUUGGGGGAAGACAAUUAAAUUCUCUGUAAUUCAAUCCUGGUUAUAAAUUGGAAACAGAACAAUCUUUGGU
Molecule: messenger RNA, 1847 nt
Organism: Brassica oleracea var. oleracea
Lineage: Eukaryota; Viridiplantae; Streptophyta; Magnoliopsida; Brassicales; Brassicaceae
Exons: 11
Coding region: 52-1680 (542 amino acids)
Source: RefSeq, a predicted model, not a curated record